AUGCUUCCGUGGAAGGUCCUUCUGCUGCUUCUGCUCGACGUGGGGAGUUGUGUGUGGGCGGCCGAUGACGAUGUCGUAGUGCAAGUUGAAGGGAAAGGCGAAACGUUUAGCCUAACGCUGGCUGAAGUGAAAGAUGCCUUGGACAUCGCGUUGAAGGAGUUCGCCCGAUUGGAACCGUACCCAACGCUGCCGUCUGACGGUCCGCGAUACUCCCCGUCCCUGAGGCACCAGAGGAACCGACCGGUGCACCCGGACGCCCUGCUGUUGGACGCAGCUCAGCGAAGCUACGAGGACACCCUGCUCCUGCUCAUUCGGAGGAACAAGGCGUCCAAGACUAAAGUCCAACAUGCCUUGUCCAAGCUCGAGCUGGGCGGUCUGGAGCCAGUGUCCCAAAACAAGCCGCUCUGCGACAAGCUGUACCCAGAAACGUGCAAGAGCGGGCAACCUUACCGCUCUUUGGACGGGUCGUGCAACAACCUGGGGCAACCGGCCUGGGGCAGGGCGCUGGGCUGCCACGCACGCAUCGCGCCAGCCGCCUUUGGAGACGAUGUCGCUUCACCGAGGACCAAGGGGAAGUCUGGGCAGGAGCUUCCCAACGCACGCCUGGUGUCCAACGCCAUCCGGGGGGCCCCACCCGACCCCCUGCGUCGGCGUCCGGGGCGCCACACGAACCUGUUCAUGGCCUUCGGACAGCUGGUCGACCACGACAUCGCGCUCACCCCAGAUGUGCGAGGACCCAACAAUUCGCUGCUCCAGUGCUGCGGCGACCAGGUCUCUCCUGACUGUUUUCCCGUGCGUGUCUCGGACGACGACCCGUUCUUUGGCCCGCUCAACGUCAAGUGCCUCAACGUGGUGCGAUCCUCGGGCUGCACCGACUGCUCGGGAUUCCACGAGAGGCGGUUCGUGAAUCAGCAGACGGCCUACUUGGACGCUUCGCACGUCUACGGCACCUCGGCCGCGGCCCUGGCUACUCUACGGGACAAGUCCCAGCCCGAGUUGCUGCUGCUUCCCAACGGGAUCUUGCCCCCGAGUUUAAACCCGACCGAAGAUGGCUGCAGCGACCCGAGCUCGAGCCAGUUCUGCUUCCGCGCCGGAGACGGCCGCGUCAACCAGCAGCCUGGCAUCGCGUCGCUCCAUAUCCUGUACGCCAGGCAGCACAACAGGCUUGCCAAGGAGCUGGGCAGAACGCACCCAGACUGGGACAAGGAGACCGUCUUCCAGGAAGCCAGGCGUAUCCUGGUGGCCCAACACCAACACAUCAUCUAUAGAGAGUUCGUGCCGGAGAUGCUGGGUUACCGUCGCAGUGCCGCUCUAGGCCUUGACAAUCCCUGGGAGCGCACCCAGUACGAACCGAGUCGUGACGCAUCGAUCCUGGUCGAGUUCACGACGGCCGCCUUCCGGUUCGGACACGGCCUGAUCGAAGACUUUACGCUCGUCGACUGCCGGGGUGCGGUCACCGCCUAUCCGCUCUCGGACCGCUUCUUUCUGGUUCAGGACCUCUACCAGAAGGGCACUCUGGACCGGAUUAUGCGCGGUCUGUGCCUGCAAGCGGGCCGCGUACCGGGGCCAUCGCUGUCGAACUCCGUGGGGCGCCACCUGUACCGGAACUCGACGAGCGAGGCGGGUCUAGACCUGGCCUCGAUUGACAUGCAGCGCGGUCGGGACCAUGCUAUCCCGGGAUACGGCCACUUGCUGCGUCGCUACAUGGGACGGCAGGUGCAGUCCUUCGACCAGCUGGCGGCCUACAUGCCGGAGGGAAGGGUCCAAGUCCUGCGCGAUCUCUAUGAGCACCCCGACGACGUGGACCUGUGGGCGGCGGGGCUGAUGGAGUUUCCCUCCGAACCGGGGUCCCUGGUGGGUCCCACGUUCGCCUCCAUCCUGGCACGACAGUUCCGCAGCCUCAAGUACGGGGACCGCUUCUUCUACACCCACGGGUACGGACCCCACGUGCACCCGUUGAGUGACGAGCAACUGGAAGAGGUGUCGAAGUUCAGCCUGGCUAAGCUGAUCUGUGCCAACGUUGACGAUCCGGAAAAGUUCCUGGUGCAGCCUUUUGCCAUGAUCCAGCCAAAUCAGCAGACGAAUCGGCUGACCCGAUGCAGAGACCUACCGGACACUGAUGUCUCCACCUGGAUUCAGGCCGCCACUCAACAUUCGUAA
This is a messenger RNA of Ixodes scapularis (black-legged tick), 2160 nucleotides long. RefSeq names its product chorion peroxidase-like. The record is from RefSeq and is a predicted model, not a curated record. The transcript has 11 exons. Lineage: Eukaryota; Metazoa; Arthropoda; Arachnida; Ixodida; Ixodidae. Gene Ontology annotation, biological process: response to oxidative stress. Bases 1 to 2160 code for a protein of 719 amino acids. Gene Ontology annotation, molecular function: heme binding; peroxidase activity.